Ophidiomyces ophidiicola is the source of this 1347-nucleotide messenger RNA. RefSeq lists its product as uncharacterized. The transcript has a single exon. The coding region runs from base 1 to 1347 and encodes 448 amino acids. Lineage: Eukaryota; Fungi; Ascomycota; Eurotiomycetes; Onygenales; Onygenaceae. The record is from RefSeq and is a predicted model, not a curated record.
AUGGCCGCUGUUUCCACUACGUCCGCCUUCGCUGGUGGGCUGAUUGACCCGUCCAAACAGGCGGAAUAUCCUAUUCUUCUCGGGGACAAACUGGCUGGCAAGCCCUCUUCGAGACAAUCCCGCUUCGUCAAUGUCGCCUACAAUUACAAAGCGAAAUCUGCCUCGCCACAGCAGAAAACAACCAUUACAAAGGGCAAUACGCCAGACCUCUACCAGCUGACGAUUCAAGAUAAAGCCAGCAAUGCGGAGCGGACUAAUUUAACGUACCUUUACCAUGGAAGCGUUGAUCCUGCAUCUUCCGUGUCGGAGCCGGAAUCAAGCAAUCUAGUACUUGUUUUUGACCCAAAACGCAAAGCCUUCAUACUCGAGCCGGUCUCGACAAAGCUAAACUUCAACCUGCGCUCUGCACCCGGAAAGACUGACAAACAAGUGGCAGAACAAUAUGAGCAACUUAAUACAUUGUCAAACCAUGAAAGAGACGAUAGCAGCAGAGAAGACGAUGAUGAUGCAGCUGAUGAAGGCAACCCCUACGAUUUUAGACACUUCCUACCGAAAAGUGAACCGUCCAGUGCCAAAAAUACCGACUACACUCCCCCGAAAAACGGCCACGACUCUCAUAAUCCCCCGAAUAAAGCACCCACGCACUUGACUCCUGCUGCAGCCUUGAACGCCUUACCACCUAAAACGAAGCCUCCUCCAAAACCUAAGCCUCAAGUUAACCCUCUCCGGCCUCAGCCAAAACGAGUUACCAAAGCUGCGAUGGCCAAAAACGCAAGUGCACCCAAGUCCAAGCCGAAACCAGCCCCUAUCGUUGAGCCCGAGCCGCCUGUUGUCGAGUCACCACCAUCAGAACCAGAACCAGAACCGAAACCAACACCUCCAGAAACGUCGUCGAGUAACAAUAUAAUAGUAGAUGGCGAUUUAAUCAUCGACAUGGGCUCUCCUCCGCCAGAAAGACCAAAGUUCAAGCUUAACCCACGCCAUUUUGCUUCGAACAAUACGUCUGCCAACGAAGCAGGAAGCGAUGAAGAGGAGGACGUUCGAUCACCGUCGCCGCCAAGAUUAGCUGGGAGCCGGGUAUGGCAGAACCACGCUUCGCAACAGUACGAUGGGCAUGAUGAGGAGGAAGAGGAAGAGAGUGAUGAAGAUGCAGGCGAAGUCGAACCGGAAACCAACGACUACAUGGCUGACGAUGACGACCUAGCCGCCGAGAUGGAAGCUGCAUUCGAGGAGAGUGCUAGGGAAGAGGAAGAAGAGAGAGCCAGAAAUUUACUCCUACAGCAACAGCAGCAGCAGCGACUACAUGUUGUGAGUGACGAGGAAAGCGAAAUUAGCGAAGAAGAGUGA